GCGCUUCAAGAUGUCUUUCCUUGCGGCAAUUAAGUUCAGACAUCGUUUAGGUAUGGCGUCGGUUGAAAUUUGGAACCGUUGUGGAAUAGUAAAACGUUAAAAUGAAAAUCAUAUGUGCUGGGUUCUGGAAAACAGGUACAAAAAGUUUGGCGGAGGCUUUGACAAUACUUGGAUAUAAAGUAUACGAUUAUGAUUACCAACUGUUUGAAUUUCCUGAGCUGUGGAAUAAGUUAUUCGAUGGAACAAUUACCGACGACGAAAUUCGGGAAGAAUUGAAGGAUGUUGACGCUUUCAUUGAUGGACCUGUAAUUGCGUUUUGGGAAGACAUAUCGAGGGCAAUUCCAGAGGCAAAGGUAAUCCUAACAACACGAGAUGAAGAUAAAUGGCACAAUAGUUUAGUUAGAAGUAUUGAUACGAUUCCAACGAUUUUAAAGUAUUUCUUCCCUUUAAUGAGCUUAACACCGACGGGAAGGACAUUUUUGGUAGUUGGUUCACGAGUUUGGUCCUAUUGCUUUGGAUCCGGUUCUCCUAUGUCUAUGAAAAUAAGCCCUCAACUACAGAAACGAAAAUUCCGCCAGCAUAACUGUUACGUGACUUCUUCAGUUUCAAAGGAUAAGCUGCUCGUUCUGAAUAUUGGAAGUGGGUGGGAACCAUUGUGCAAAUUUCUCGGAAAAGAUAUUCCAGAUAUUCCAUAUCCACAUAAAAAUAAGGAUGGUGCACAUCUUACAACUGAUGGAGGUCCACAGCAUCCUAAAUAUAAGCAACUGAAGCUGGAAUUGAUGUUUUUGUUGGGCAUACUUAUAUCAAUCAUUUCAUACAUUUUCUACGUAAUUUGUAUUUACAUUUGUACUUGAAAAAGUUUGUUGAAAAUUUGCAAAGAGCAUGGACGUCAGUACAUAGGGAAAGAUGACUUGCUAGUAAAUAGGCACAAAGCGAUGUUUCAUCCAAUGAUGAGGUCUUUAUUCACUAACUCAUUCUUAAUAGAUUGGAUAGUAUUCAUAAUUUACGUUAUCUGUUAGUGAUAUAAAGGAUAACUGUAUUUUUUCUAUAUGCUGAUACUUUCAUAAAAAAGUUUUGCAAACCAUAUAAAGGCGGUGGCCAUGAUUUUUGUUGUUAUUAAUCAUUCAUUUUAGCAUUGUAAUUAAUUAUUGGUAUGUCAUUUUUUGUUGACUUGUAUCUUCAAGUAGGGUUGAAUUCACUUUAUCAUCAAGUGUAACUGAGAAUAAAAGAAUUUGUUGUAAACUUUGCACUUACCGUACUACACUCUGGUUAUUUAAUGUUCGUAUUUUAUUAUUUAAUAAGGUAUGCAAUAUUAAAUUUCAAGUAUUAUUCUAAAUCGCUUUAUGUGGUAUAAAAGUGCCAUUUUCUUAUAAAACAAUUUUAUUGCAUUGAACACAUAACUCAUUAAUAUUAAUUUAGAAUUGCGUUCUAUGUAACUCCCUCCUAUUUAGAAAAAAAUUUCUCAGCUUCUCAUAU
Messenger RNA from Styela clava, 1476 nucleotides. RefSeq lists its product as uncharacterized. Lineage: Eukaryota; Metazoa; Chordata; Ascidiacea; Stolidobranchia; Styelidae. The record is from RefSeq and is a predicted model, not a curated record.